UCUUCAUGUUGGAACAAGAAUUCUUUGGUUUUUUUUAAUUUUAAAAGCUAAAAGGUAGCUGUCAUUGUUUGUUUCGUAUUUGCUAGCUUAACGCAUUCGUUUACAUUCUUUUCUGAUUAUCUGCUGAUUGAAAUUGUUAACGGAUGACUGUAGCAAUGCUCUUCACUACGUUGUGAUUUUAGAGAGAUGGGUUUGCAUUGUUUCGCGAUCCUUCAUCGACGCUGGAAUUCUGUCUAUUCUCAUGGCCAAACCUGUGAACCCAAAACCUAAUCGUUUUAAUUUACUGAAUGUUUCCAUCGGAGAAAUUCUCGCGCGUUGCUUUAAUGGGUUGAUCUUUAUUGGUCAAACAUGCUUGCUGUAUUAUUUCAUGUAUACAGGUUUUCCUGGAGAUUGGAGAUGGCUUGGUUGGGUGGCAGCGGAUGCGGUUUUCCUGGGGAUUUACAUUGUUCUCAAUGUGCUGGCCAUUCGUUAUUUUGGAACCGUGAGACGGAAACCCGUGCCUCAGCUGGGUCUCUUGCCCUAUGCAUUUAUCACAUGGAUCUUCUAUAGCGUGAUUCUGGCGGGGAAGGUUUUCCACAUGUUUAAAACAUUCGCACGAGACCUGCCUGACGGAGGUUGGAUGGGAACCAACUUGAUGAAAAUUGCUAUUGGUUUGUCUGCUGCAUUUUUUGCCCUUCUUGUUGCGGGACAUCAUCGUAAUCGAUCCAGCGAGAGGCAUAAAUUUUGCUUAAAAUGGCUGCAGACCCACGUUGUAUUCGAGCUCCUGGAUACUGUCGAAUUUUUAAGUAUUUUAUUUGCCAAUGAAACCAAAAUAUUGUUGUCGUGGUCAGUGGAGCAUGCAAUUUUAGCCUACUCGGUCAUGAAUCUUAUUAUUCCUGCGGUGGCUUUGUAUCAGCUGAGUGGAUUUAAUUUUUCGAAAUCGAAGCCGUUGGACAAUUUAAUUUUAAUCCAGAGCGUUAUUGCCACGGCUUUCGUCAAUAUUCCUUACGUGGUAAUUCGACUAUAUCUUUGGCACUCGGCGGACGUUACCACGGCUUUGUUUAUUAUGAAAAAUUUUAUUGCCAUUGUAAAUACGUUCUGGGAACUGCGUAAGCUGAUUCCAUGCUGCUCGUUUUUGGAUUUUACGGAUGAUAGUGACAGCACUGUGGCAUCCAUUGAGAUGGUUUCCGUAGGAGGGAAAGUGUCCAAGGAGCGAACUGAUAACGUGCCUUUCCGAAGUACUGUGCAUCCAGUGCCAAAAACCGAAGAAUCUCUUUACGCUUGAGAUUAUUCCAUUUGCUAGGUUUUCUUGAGCGCCUUUUUUUAAUGUUCCUUGAUUAUUCCAAAAUGCUGUGCCUUUUUUAUGAAAUUUGCUCAUUGGUUUAUUUUCCUAUUUCUGAAUAUUCGUUUCAGAUUGCAGCGUGCAUUGUUUCCUAAAAUUCUCUGUUGUUAGUUUAUUGAGUUGCAUCUGUGUGAUCUUACGUUUUUAUCUGCACAGUUCCACAAGUUCUUGGAGCUCGAAUAUUGCAAAAAAUUAAAAACGCAUAUC
Molecule: messenger RNA, 1528 nt
Organism: Paramacrobiotus metropolitanus
Lineage: Eukaryota; Metazoa; Tardigrada; Eutardigrada; Parachela; Macrobiotidae
Exons: 4
Coding region: 242-1264 (340 amino acids)
Source: RefSeq, a predicted model, not a curated record